AUGACGCGCAGACGAUUUAUUUCCGAAAUGUCCAGGAAAGAAAAUUGGAGACAGGAGGAGAUCAACGCCCUCGUUGACUGUGUCACAGAUAGAAUUGACACCAUAAAGGGAAAAUUUUCUCCCUUUUUAACGAUUGAGAAAAAAGCCCAAGCAUGGGAGGAAGUCUUGGAGAGUGUAAAUGCCUGCAGUGUUACAAAGAGAGAUGUUAAAAGUAUCAAGAAAAAGUGGAUAGACAUCCAGAGCAAAACAAAAAAAAGAGAGGCAGAGAGGAGAAGAGACCAGAAGAAAACUGGGGGAGGUCCACCACCAGCAAACCUGAAGCCAUGUGAAGAUAAGGUAUAA
Messenger RNA from Saccostrea cuccullata (small rock oyster), 342 nucleotides. Its product is annotated as nuclear apoptosis-inducing factor 1-like. The record is from RefSeq and is a predicted model, not a curated record. Gene Ontology annotation, cellular component: nucleus. The transcript is spliced from 2 exons. Bases 1 to 342 code for a protein of 113 amino acids. Lineage: Eukaryota; Metazoa; Mollusca; Bivalvia; Ostreida; Ostreidae.